UGAUAAAGCCACCGAAAAUUAUGGCCUUGUUAGGAGGAGAAAGAAAAGGAGGAUGAGAGCUUUGUGCCCUUCAAGCGAGUGAUUAGUUGUCUGGAUAAACGGAGUGUCAUAGAUGGAGUAAACUAGCGUGUAGGAAUCACCUUACACCUUAAAAGCGGAAGUGGGAGGCAUGGGUGAAGUUAGGGUCCUAAUUUGUUUCUUACUCGGAACAACAAACGGUUCACCUUUUUAGGUCAUCUGGGACCAAAGCAGGGCAAGUCUGGGCACCCGAAGGGUCUACCGCUUUCAAAUGUCUGCUGUCUGCAAGGUUAUGUGCUGCCCUCCUGAGUAACAUCUCUGAUUGUGAUGAAACAUUCAACUACUGGGAACCAGUAGACACACUACCUCAUCUAUGGAAAGGGGUUUCAGACUUGGGAAUAUUCCCCCGUUUAUGCCAUUCGCUCCUAUGCUUACCUGUUGCUUCAUGCCUGGCCAGCUGCGUUUCAUGCAAGAAUUCUACAAACUAAUAAGAUUCUUGUCUUUUACUUUGUACGAUGUCUCCUGGCUUUUGCGAGCUGUAUCUGUGAACUUUACUUUUAUAAGGCUGUGUGCAAGAAGUUUGGGCUGCAUGUGAGUCGAAUGAUGCUAGCCUUCUUGGUUCUCAGCACUGGCAUGUUUUGUUCAUCCUCAGCAUUCCUCCCUAGCAGCUUCUGUAUGUACACCACCCUGAUCGCCAUGGCCGGCUGGUACAUGGACAAGACUUCCAUCGCCGUACUGGGAGCAGCCGCCGGGGCGAUCGUAGGCUGGCCAUUCAGUGCUGCACUUGGUUUACCUAUUGCCUUUGAUUUUCUGGUCAUGAAACGCAGAUGGAAGAGUUUCUUUCAUUGGUCACUGGUGGCCCUGAUACUCUUUCUGGUGCCAGUGGUGGUCAUUGACAGCUACUAUUAUGGAAAGUUGGUGGUUACACCACUCAACAUUGUUUUGUAUAAUGUUUUUACGCCUCAUGGACCUGAUCUUUAUGGUACAGAGCCCUGGCAUUUCUAUCUGAUUAACGGAUUUCUGAAUUUUAACGUGGCCUUCGCAUUGGCUCUCCUUGCCUUACCGUUGACCUCUCUCAUGGAGCGCCUGCUGCGGAGAUUUCACGUUCAGAAUUUAGGCCACCCAUAUUGGCUUACCUUGGCUCCAAUGUAUAUUUGGUUUAUAAUUUUCUUCAUCCAGCCUCACAAAGAGGAGAGAUUUCUUUUCCCCGUGUACCCUCUUAUAUGUCUGUGUGGCGCUGUGGCCCUUUCUGCACUUCAGAAAUGUUAUCACUUCGUGUUUCAGCGAUACCGCCUGGAGCAUUACACUGUGACUUCAAGUUGGCUGGCAUUAGGGACACUCCUCCUGUUUGGGCUCUUAUCCUUUUCUCGCUCGGUGGCGCUGUUCAGAGGGUACCAUGGGCCCCUUGACUUGUAUCCAGAAUUUCACCGCAUUGCCACGGACCCUGCCGUCCACACUGUCCCAGAAGGCAGGCCUGUGAAUGUCUGUGUAGGAAAAGAGUGGUAUCGAUUUCCCAGCAGCUUCCUUCUGCCUGAUAAUUGGCAGCUUCAGUUCAUUCCAUCAGAGUUCAGGGGCCAGUUACCAAAACCUUUUGCAGAGGGACCGUUGGCCACCCGGAUUGUUCCUCCUGACAUGAAUGACCAGAACCUGGAGGAGCCAUCCCGAUAUGUUGACAUCAGUAAGUGCCAUUAUCUAGUGGAUUUGGACACCAUGAGAGAGACACCCCAGGAGCCGAAAUACUCGUCCAAUAGAGAAGAAUGGCUCAGCUUGGCCUACAGACCAUUCCUUGAUGCUUCUAGAUCUUCAAAGCUGCUGCGGGCAUUCUACAUCCCCUUCCUGUCAGAUCAGUAUACAGUGUAUGCAAACUACAGCAUCCUCAAACCCCGGAAAGCAAAGCAAGUCAGGAAGAAAGGUGGAGGUUAGCAUCACGCCUGUGGCCCUGAAGGCAACCAUCCUGUUAACUAGGGGCUCCACCAAUGGGACUCCCAGGCUUCGCCUGUGGCAUUUGUAAUAAAGGCUGUCCGACUCAAAUACUGGCAUCUGGGGUGCUUUGACCUGGUCUAACUCACUUCCUGCCUGUGUCUCUGUUCUGCAUGUAAACUUUUUGCAGCUAGGCCGAGGAAGGCCCUACAGUCCAGGUAGAUACCCUUGUUCUGUUCAGUUAUUUAGUCGACUGGAGAAGAGCAGAACCAACUUACAAGAAGAACAGAAAACGCUGAACUGGGCGCUGCGUCAAGCUGCUGUCCGUACUCGGGCUGGCAUCUGAGGACCGGCAAGCCUCUCUUUGCACAUACGUGCUUCUCCUCCGGAGCUUUUGGGCGCCCCUGGCAGACCUCGCAGUGCAGGCGCUAGUGCGAGCGUGAGCGCGGCGUGGUCGCCGGCCUGCACGUCCCUUUCACCUCCAGCAAGGCCGAGGCUCCCUGAAGCUCUCCCAGGACUAGGGCGGUCCUGGAGGCGCCUCAGGAAAAAGGCGGCCAUCUGAGGGACUGCGACCUGACUCCAUUGUAUAAGAUGUCUCUUGUUUCCUUUACAACAAACUGUGAUUAUAUGGCAUUUUUGUUUGUUUUAAGUGUUAGCAUGCUAUUUUUUAAUUGAAGACCCAUGUAAAAGUAUCAACAGGCCAGACCACAGCUAUACAGGAGGUAUUUGGAGAAAGUUAAUGCUGUCAGUUGGUUGAUUUGGAUGACAUUGGCAUUUUUUAGUAAUGUAUUCUGAAGCUAUUUCUGAGGAGAUUAAGAAUUUCCUUUUUUUUACAGCCCUAGUGAAAAAGACAAGUAUAUGUUUAUAGCACCUGUUUUUGAGUCUGUCUGUUGCAAAGCUGAUCCUGCAUGGGGCACUAGUCAGAUGGGCAGUGGUGAGGACCUAGCAAGCUUUGUAAGUAUAUACUGUUAGUUUACCUUUGUGUAUAGUGUUUCAUAGUUUGCAAAGACUUUGACAUUAUCUCUUUUGAUUCUCACCAUCACAGCAUUAGGCAGACAAAGCAAGUAGUUUUGUCCCCAUUUUACAGAUGAAGAAACUGAGACUAUGGAGAGGUGAAGUGGGCUGCCCGAGGUCACACGCCAGUAAGUGGCAGAGCAGGCCUAGAACCUAGGCCGCCUAACCUCCCAUCUGGUGCUUUCCCAGACAUCCUCUCGAUGGGAAAGCAUCACUUGGAAGGGUGGUGAUGUUGGCCAGAGACCUGAUUGGUAAUGUACCUUUCCAUUUUAAGGAAGAAUGUUAUCUUCGUGUCUGCAUGUCAGAGCCCCCAGCCUGCCUGUUGGUUAGGCCGUCUCAGCGGCGCUCCACAAUUCUGCCCAGCCUGCAGCAGGGAGGGGGCGCUCACGCUGGGAAGUCAUUCUGUCAGCCGUGCAGGGACCCGUUGUCAGUCUCAGGUCACAGUAUACUGGCCUUAUCCCCUUAGGGUACUUGUGUCUGUUAUCUGCAAAUAGGAUGAGUCUGCUUUUCAAAGUUUUCGUCUUUCAUUUUUCAAAGAGAAGGGCUUUUCAGUAGGAACUGAUCCCAAGAGAGGAGUAAAGCAAUAAGGGAAGAAAUGUUUCCAUAUAGAAGUCUCCUCUGUCAUUCCUGAUUCCCUCUAGUGGGGUGUCUUCAACGGGAUUGAAGCACCGGGAGGCAAUGGAUCUAGACAGCAUAGGGUGGUGACUGAAGGGUGAAGACAGACAGCUCCCAUUUGCUGCUUUGAAGACUGCAGGCAUUUAAUUCUCAAAACUUGAUUACUAUUUUCCAAGGCAGAUACUGGCCUGUGUGGUCUGACUACAGGUUAGAGGAUGCUCAGUGAAAUUUCCUGCAGUAAUAGCAUACAGUCCUUCACAGUGGCUAAGGCUUCUACUUUUUGCAGAGGUAAGAGUCUAGUAGUAGAGAUCUGUGAUGAGUGGCCUUUUUCUAAUGAAUGAUAUGAUGCCAGUUUAUUUUGUCAUCUUGCAUGUUUAAACAAAAAGCUUUUUGACCAAGAACUUACUGUAACAGCACAAAAAGGUCAUGGCUGGUCCGCAGUUCCUUGGGAAUGACAGUUCCUGCCCCUUCUAAAACCUGGUUCUCGUUUCCUCUGCUCUCUGUCUAUCUUUAGUGGGAGCACAGUAAAUUUCGUAAUACAGUGUCAGAUGCUAUAGGUAAGAGAUAUAAAUGUGAAUGCUUUUUAUUGUGAAGCUGGUUUUCCAUGUGAUACUAUAUAAACACAGUUAAAAAUCUUCAUCUGAGCAACACAGGGAAUUUUAGCUUUCCCUGGAAGAGUUUCAAAAUUCCUGGUCAGAGUAGCACGUCUCCUCCAGAGAACGGGUGUCCAGCAUGAGCCGACUGCUCUGCUCACUGUAAGGUUAAAGUAAGGCACUUGUUUCUCCAUAGAUGGUUAAGUAUUAAGAAAGAAGGACUACAGAUGAUUGGUAAUAACCUUUGAUUAUGGCUGACGAAGGGAGUGUGUAUAAUGGGUGAUGCCCGAGCUCUAAUCUCUAGAUCUUGAGCAGCCUUACCCAGACACCAGAUCUUAAUGACACCGAGUCCCAUUCCUUGCCAGACGGCACAGCUGGCAUCCAUUAACCAAAGGUCACUGGCUACCUGCUAGGUGUCAUCUCUUAGGAAAGAAGACUGGUCAUUUUAAUCCCUUAGGAUAAUCACAGAAAAUUGAAGCACAUACUAUUACUGAAUUCAAGUUUAGAAACAGAUUCUUUGUUUUCAAUCAAGGUGGGUCUUGAUCCCAACCAUGUGUUUAUGUGGGUCAUUUUUCCUAGGUUGGAGUUCUGGGAAAGAACCUUGAAAACCCAUGUGAUUCCAGAGCAUCAGAUCUGGAGCAACCAUCUGGGCAAAGCACCAACUGGAGACCCUUUGCUGUGUCUUGUGUCUCAUGGGAUUUAUUGAAAAAAGAAUUCACUGUGAUCUUGCUGUCUUCUAUCCAAUGUCAGACAGCUUUGCCUUUAAUUUAGUUAACUUUCCUUUCUCUGAAGAGGGAAAAGAGCCCCAAUUCAUUCUUUGCCUCCACAAGAAUAUUAAAGCUCAUGUGUCAGUUCAGUCUUAGGCUCCUGCAUUCAGUGCCUGGGUGAACGGGUUGGCGGACGUGUGCUCAGUGUUAAAUUCUUUGCAACAGAAAGAUCAGACUUCCAUAUGGCAUUGUGGAGUCCCAGGGCCUUUCUGGUGUUUCAGUCUAAACGGACAUCGCCUUCUGUGUCUCCAGCGCACAUAGCCACGUGAUCGGCACCUCACUUGAGAUCGGGAGGCAGUGUGGUGCGUUGGAGCAAUUGCAUUGUCCAAUUCUUCUGCGUUCCUGAUCUGUGCACACUAUUUCACAUGCACUUCUUUCCAUUACAUGUUUGUAUUUUCUGUAAAAGAAAAAGUUAAAUAAAUCUUGGUAGUUUGA
This is a messenger RNA of Manis pentadactyla (Chinese pangolin), 5362 nucleotides long. It is a transcript of the gene ALG9, whose product is annotated as ALG9 alpha-1,2-mannosyltransferase. NCBI's taxonomy places the organism in Eukaryota, Metazoa, Chordata, Mammalia, Pholidota, Manidae. Gene Ontology annotation, cellular component: endoplasmic reticulum membrane. Gene Ontology annotation, biological process: protein N-linked glycosylation. The coding region runs from base 619 to 1941 and encodes 440 amino acids. The transcript is spliced from 15 exons. Gene Ontology annotation, molecular function: alpha-1,2-mannosyltransferase activity. The record is from RefSeq and is a predicted model, not a curated record.